AGCCUGUGUGGUUCAUUUGAUUCAGACUCUUGGCGGUUUCUAUGCUUCUAAGGAGGAAACUUAAGCCGUUUUGUUUGUACUCCGCCCAACGGGGGGCGCUGUGGUGAAGCCCUAACCCUGUCAUCUGACUAGUCCUCAGCUGGCGCUGCUUUAGUUUUUGACAACAACGAUUCGCUCGGCAAUGUUCUCACCGUGACUGUCGGUCCCAAAAGUGCCCCAAGUUUCUGUUUGUCUGUGUUCUGUUCGAUUUUGAAGGUGUACAUCAUGGAGCCGUCUGCGCCCAAAAGUAAGCUGAAAAAACUGAGUGAAGAUAGUUUGACGAAACAGCCAGAGGAAGUGUUUGAUGUUCUUGAGAAACUCGGUGAAGGUUCCUAUGGCAGCGUGUUUAAAGCCAUUCAUAAAGAGUCUGGCCAGGUGGUGGCCAUCAAGCAGGUUCCUGUGGAGUCUGAUCUGCAGGAAAUCAUCAAGGAGAUCUCCAUCAUGCAGCAAUGUGACAGCCCGUAUGUGGUGAAGUACUACGGCAGCUACUUCAAGAACACCGACCUGUGGAUUGUGAUGGAGUACUGCGGCGCUGGCUCUGUCUCUGACAUCAUCAGACUGCGCAACAAGACGCUGACAGAAGAUGAGAUCGCGACCAUCCUGAAGUCGACGCUGAAGGGUCUCGAAUACCUUCACUUCAUGAGGAAGAUUCAUCGGGACAUCAAGGCAGGAAACAUUCUUCUAAACACGGAGGGGCACGCCAAACUGGCAGAUUUUGGAGUUGCUGGACAGCUAACGGAUACCAUGGCAAAGAGAAACACUGUGAUUGGUACUCCAUUCUGGAUGGCACCCGAGGUCAUUCAGGAGAUCGGCUACAACUGUGUAGCUGACAUCUGGUCCUUGGGCAUCACCUCCAUAGAAAUGGCAGAGGGUAAACCUCCCUAUGCUGACAUCCAUCCUAUGAGAGCAAUCUUUAUGAUCCCCACCAACCCUCCUCCAACAUUCAGAAAGCCGGAGCUCUGGUCAGACGAGUUCACAGACUUUGUCAAGAAGUGUUUGGUGAAGAACCCGGAGCAGAGAGCAACAGCUACGCAGCUCCUACAGCAUCCAUUCAUCAGCCAGGCCAAGCCAGUUACGAUCCUGAGAGACCUGAUAACUGAGGCCAUGGAGAUGAAAGCCAAAAGGCAGCAGGAGCACAGAGAGCUGGAGGAGGAAGAUGACAACUCGGAGGAGGAGACGGAGGUGGACUCUCACACAAUGGUGAAGUCGGGCUCAGAGGGCGCCGGGACCAUGCGCGCCACCAGCACUAUGAGCGAUGGGGCGCAGACUAUGAUUGAGCACGGCAGCACUAUGCUUGAGUCAGAUCUGGGCACCAUGGUCAUCAACAGUGAUGAUGAAGACGAGGAAGAAGACCAGGGAUCAAUGAGAAGGCACGCCACCCCUCAGCAGCCGAUACGUCCAGCCUUCAUGGAUUACUUUGACAAGCAAGACAACAAAGCAGCCCAGCAGCAGGAGAACUACAACCACAACCAGCCACAGGAGAAGCAAGGCUACCACAUCCAGUCCAAAAACGUCUUCCCUGACAACUGGAAGGUGCCUCAGGACGGAGACUUUGACUUUUUGAAGAACCUGGACUUCGAGGAGCUGCAGUUGCGCCUGAGUGCCUUAGAUCCCAUGAUGGAGCGGGAGAUUGAGGAGCUCAGGCAGCGCUACACCGCCAAAAGGCAGCCCAUCCUGGAUGCAAUGGACGCCAAGAAGAGACGACAACAGAACUUCUGAGUGCUCUUCCUGCCCCCACCCCCACCCCCCCACCCCCCCCCCUCCACGAUUUGCAUUCCCCAAAACCACAAUUAAUGGAAAACUUAUGUCCAGUGACUCAGGGGAACCAAGACGACCUUAUUGGAUGCCCUCUACUGUUCUGACUGCCUGCUAGCUGACCUCUGAAUGAAGUAAAGUGCUUCCUUUCCUUGGUGACGUCCAUGUGAGUCCGGGAAUCCACACCCUACGGCCAAAAAAAAAAAAAAAAGAGAACCAAGCAUUGGCCUUUACACAUCUGAAAGUCACACAGAGAAUUUCCUCUUUAAUUGGUGAAAAGCCUUUCCUUUGGCAGGAGCAGCGAGGUUGAUGGCAGCCCCCCCCCCC
Archocentrus centrarchus (flier cichlid) is the source of this 2121-nucleotide messenger RNA. RefSeq names its product serine/threonine kinase 3 (STE20 homolog, yeast) (gene stk3). Gene Ontology annotation, biological process: signal transduction; protein phosphorylation; protein tetramerization. Gene Ontology annotation, cellular component: cytoplasm. Gene Ontology annotation, molecular function: ATP binding; protein serine/threonine kinase activity. NCBI's taxonomy places the organism in Eukaryota, Metazoa, Chordata, Actinopteri, Cichliformes, Cichlidae. The record is from RefSeq and is a predicted model, not a curated record.